Vespula vulgaris is the source of this 1745-nucleotide messenger RNA. RefSeq names its product MAPK regulated corepressor interacting protein 2-like. The record is from RefSeq and is a predicted model, not a curated record. The coding region runs from base 186 to 506 and encodes 106 amino acids. The transcript has 4 exons. NCBI's taxonomy places the organism in Eukaryota, Metazoa, Arthropoda, Insecta, Hymenoptera, Vespidae.
AGGAAGGAGCUUGUUGGAUCUUGUGUGAAAAAAGUGCGCUGUCAGUGACUUUGUUCUUUUAGUAAACGAAAUUUCCAGAUCGUUCUGCGAUAGAAACCGUCUAAAGGAGGAACUUCAAAGUUUGUUUCGGUUUCGUCGAACGAUUCCGAUCGUCUAUCAUAGGAAGAUAUCGCGAGAGAGAAAAAAUGAGCGGAAGAUCACAAAUAACAGCAAUGAAUGGAAAAAGGCCAUCUUCGAUGCCUAUGAAGCAUCAGACUGAAACUUUGGCUCAACACUUCGACCUAAUCAAAUACAUAUGUGACUCUUGGAAUUCCGUAUCAAGAGAAUUAGACAUGUGUUAUAAUCAGCCUCACUUGAAUUCUUCGAAUUACAGGAAUGGUACUUCCGUUACAUAUUACCAAGAGUGCGAGCCGAAUCCUCAACUCAAAGAUUUUGAGCCAUUCGAUCUUGAAGCUUGGUGGGGACAACGCGUAGUUCAAAGUAUUACCAGAAAUGCGAGUUCCUAGUGCCAGGCUGAACUUGUUGGCUAUAAUCGAACGUUUUCAAACAGACAUAAAAAGCAGAAGAGAUAAUCUCAAAGUUGUAAAAAUAACUUUUGUCUUCUCUAGGAACAAUGCAUCGUAUAAAAGAAAGAAGUGAUGAUGGUACACAAAUAUACACUCACAAACACACACGAACAUAUACACGAACACACAAGUAUCCGAUUGAGCGACUUGUGAACCUUUUGAUAAUGAGAAUGGUGGUAGGUAAAUAUUAUGGAAAAACAAAGAGGAAGGGAGAAUAGCAUUAUUUUAUGCACAUGCUACGAAACGACAUUCCUCUCACCUUUGAUCGUAUUUUAAUACAAUGUUUUCUUUUACUUCGUCAGUUUAAGGAACGCACGUAUUAUAUAAAAUUGAAAUUUUUACCUUUUCCUAGUUCUAGCGUACGUUAUCUUUGUAAGAUUCAAGAGACGUAGUAAUUAGGAAGACGUUGAUGCAUGAUGAAUAAUUUAUUUUAUUUCUCAAAGAUGUAAGUAUAGGCACUAGUUUAUUCUGAAAUUAAAUUUUCUCUAUUAUUUAACGUGUUAUAUAUAUAUAUAUAUAUAUAUAUAUAUAUAUAUUUGAUGUAUAUAUAUAUAACACGCAUUCAAAUAAAUAUGUAUAUAAAUAACAAAUAAUUCCGCGCGUUUUUUACAUCUUUAAAGUAAGAUUCAUGUGGAUAGAAAACUAACUUAAUGCACAAAGCAUUUAACAGAUAAUAUAAACACGAGUGACAAAAGCACGCGGAUAGAUAGUCUUCAACGUAUACUUCUAAGAAUUUACACACCACACAACACACACACGCGCGCGCGCGUACACAGAUAUAUAUAAUAUAUAUACAGACACAUGGAUUUUUACACUAGUUGCAUUUUACAUUAUUAAGGAUUUUGCUCUUCUCGGCACUCACGGAAAAGAAAAUAUUUAUGUUAAAACAAAAAUAGGAAAAAAAUUUUCUAAACGUAUUCUAGAAUGAUUAUUAUUAAUAUAAAAGAAAAGAAAUGCUAUAUGCGAUUAAAAUAGUAGACGUAACUUGCAGAACUAUUUCUGCGUAAUUUUACGUAUGUACACACACGUACACACGUGCAUGCAUGCAUACAUACGUAUAUGUAUGCAUGAUGUGUAUAUGUUCAUAAUAUGUACAUCUAUGCGUGUAUAGUAAUUGUAUAAGAUUAAUCGGAUAGCGUUUUUAAUGACAAAACAAAAAAGAUUAGUAACCUUCUACAA